This is a messenger RNA of Psilocybe cubensis, 627 nucleotides long. RefSeq lists its product as uncharacterized. The record is from RefSeq and is a predicted model, not a curated record. Bases 1 to 627 code for a protein of 208 amino acids. Gene Ontology annotation, biological process: endocytosis. NCBI's taxonomy places the organism in Eukaryota, Fungi, Basidiomycota, Agaricomycetes, Agaricales, Agrocybaceae. The transcript is spliced from 5 exons. Gene Ontology annotation, cellular component: membrane; clathrin vesicle coat.
AUGGAUAUCGAAGAAGAUAUCGAGUCAGUCUUAUAUAUUGGAAGAGAGAUAUCUGUGUACAAGAUCCCACCGCUAAAUGCUAACGAAGGCUAUCGCGCUAACGAUUGGGGUGACUUGGCCAAGCCGCUGUGGAAAGGAAGGCUUCGUAUCCUUGAAAACUCCAAAGGCGCUGCACUAAACUUAGAAGAUUCGCAAACAGUAUUUGCCAGAGCAGAAUACGAUCCGAUACGACCUUCUGUGGAGGCUGUACUAGACUCUUCUCGUUACUUUGUCGUUCGUGUGGAAGAUGCUGGCAAGAAAGCAUACAUUGGCAUCGGUUUCGCCGAACGUAGCGAUAGUUUUGAUUUCAACGUGGCUCUUCAAGAUUAUUCGAAACGCAAGAAAGCGGCAUUGAAUCCGCCAUCUGAAACUAGCCUUGGAUCAUCACCCCAUAUCCCUGCAGGUCCCAAGAAGGACUACAGUCUGAAGGAGGGUCAAACGUUCUCUAUUUCUAUCCCAGGUCGACCAAAGCCUAACUCAUCAAGUAACCUGCUCGGAAAUUCUGCUUCGUCUUCUACAUCAUCUAGCGGCACUUCUAUUCCACUUCUUCCACCCCCUCCCAGUGCAAAUAAGAAGCGUAAUGUUUGA